AUGUCCGAACAAAAAAUUGCAAUUCUUUCGGUUUAUAAUAAAACUGGUCUUUUAGAAUUUGCUAAAGCACUCAAUGAAUUGAAUGUUCGUCUUUUGGGAUCUGGAGGUACUGCAAAGAAAAUAAGAGAGGCUGGUAUUCCUAUUUCGGAUGUCUCGGAGAUAACCAAAGCUCCUGAAAUAUUAGGAGGUCGCGUCAAAACAUUACAUCCAGCUGUACAUGGCGGCAUUCUUGCUAGAAAUAUUCAAAGUGAUGAGGCCGAUCUUAUCCAACAAAAUAUAAAAAAGAUUGGCUAUGUGGUUUGCAAUCUUUAUCCUUUCAAAGAGACAAUUGAAAAAGAAAAUAUCACUAUUGCUGAGGCCGUUGAAGAAAUUGACAUUGGUGGUGUUACUCUUUUAAGAGCUGCUGCAAAAAAUCAUGAUCGUGUUACAGUACUUUCGGAUCCAAAUGAUUACACAAAUUUCUUGACUGAAUUGAAAAAAGAUGGCCACGUAUCAGAAAAUACUCCUGCUGCAAAAAAUCAUGAUCGUGUUACAGUACUUUCGGAUCCAAAUGAUUACACAAAUUUCUUGACUGAAUUGAAAAAAGAUGGCCACGUAUCAGAAAAUACUCGUAGAUUAUUGGCAUUAAAAGCAUUUAAUCAUACUGCUGAUUAUGAUGAUGCAAUUUCUAAUUAUUUUAGGCAACAAUAUGCACCUAAUAUUUCUCAAUUGACAUUGCGUUAUGGAGCAAAUCCACAUCAAAAACCUGCACAAGUCUUUGUGAAAGAUGGUGUAUUACCAAUAAAAGUCCUUUCUGGUUCACCUGGUUAUAUUAAUUUGCUUGAUGCUUUAAAUGGCUGGCCUUUAGUCAAAGAACUCAAAAAUGCUCUUAAUAUACCAGCAGCCGCCUCUUUUAAACAUGUUUCACCUGCUGGAGCUGCUGUAGGGUUAUCAUUAUCUGAUAUCGAGAAAAAAGUAUAUUUUGUAGAUGACGUCAAAGAUCUUUCACCUUUGGCAAAUGCCUAUGCACGUGCUAGAGGUGCUGACAGAAUGUCUUCUUUUGGAGACUGGAUUGCUCUAAGUGAUAUAGUCGAUAUUCCCACAGCAAAAAUUAUUUCACGAGAGGUAUCUGAUGGAAUUGUUGCUCCAGGUUAUGAACCCGAAGCUUUGGAAAUUUUACGUAAAAAGAAAAAUGGCACAUACACAGUUAUUCAGGUUGACCCUGAUUAUGAACCACCUGAAACAGAAACUCGACAAGUUUAUGGAUUAUUUUUGCAACAAAAGCGUAACAAUGUUCAAAUAGAUCAAAAAUUAUUUGAAAAUAUUGUCUCAAAAAAUAAAAAUUUAUCAGAAUCUGCAAUCACUGAUUUGAUAGUGGCAACAAUCUCUUUAAAAUAUACCCAGUCCAAUUCAGUUUGUUAUGCUAAAAAUGGUAUGGUUAUUGGACUCGGCGCUGGUCAACAAUCUCGUAUUCAUUGUACAAGAUUAGCUGGUGACAAAGCUGAUAAUUGGUGGCUACGUCAUCAUCCAAAAGUUUUGGCAUUUAAUUUUAAAAAAGAAGUGAAGCGAGCCGAUAAAAGUAAUGCGAUUGAUUUAUAUAUCAUCGAUAAAAUUGGAGAAGGAUCGGAACGUGAAUCAUGGGAAUCUUUAUUUACAUCAAUACCUACACCGUUAUCACCUGAAGAACGUAAAUCACAUCUUGCCACUCUAUCAGAUGUUGCCUUAUCUUCUGACGCAUUCUUUCCUUUUUCAGAUAAUGUACACAGAGCUUCACAAUCUGGUGUUAAGUUUAUUGCUGCUCCAAGUGGUUCAAUACAAGAUGAGGCAGUUAUUAAAGCUUCUGAUGAACAUGAAAUUUGUUAA
Entrophospora sp. SA101 is the source of this 1842-nucleotide messenger RNA. The record is from the annotation of a GenBank genome assembly. NCBI's taxonomy places the organism in Eukaryota, Fungi, Glomeromycota, Glomeromycetes, Entrophosporales, Entrophosporaceae.